AUGCGUAGCUCCUCGACGCGUCGCUUAACGCGUCGCUCCUCAUCGCGUAGCUCCUCAACGCGUCGCUCCUUAAUCGCUCUUCAUCACCGUCUCUCCUCAACACGUCGCUUUUUAACGCGUCGCUCAUCAACGCGUCGCUCUUCAACGCAUCGCUCCUCAACGCGUCGCUUCUCAACGCGUCGCUUCUCAACGCGUCGCUCCUUAACGCGUCGCUCCUCAACACGUCGCUCCUCAACACGUCUCUACUCAACGCGUCGCUCCUCAGCGCGUCGCUCCUCAAUUCGUAGCUCCUCGACGCGUCGUUUAACGCGUCGCUCCUCAACGCGUCGCUCCUCAACGCGUCGCUCCUCAACGCGUCGCUCCUCAACGCGUCGCUCCUCAACGCGUCUCUUCUCAACACGUCGCUUCUUAACGCGUCGCUACUCACGCGUCGGUCCUCAACGCCGUCUCUCCUCAACACGUCGCUUUUUAACGCGUCGCUCCUCACUGCGUCGCUCUUCAACGCAUCGCUCCUCAACGCGUCGCUUCUCAACGCGUCGCUCCUUAACGCGUCGCUCCUCAACGCAUCGUUCCUUAACGCGUCGCUCCUUAACGCGUCGCUCCUUAACGCGUCGCUCCUCAACGCGUCGCUCCUUGACGCGUUAA
Messenger RNA from Stomoxys calcitrans (stable fly), 645 nucleotides. Its product is annotated as salivary glue protein Sgs-3-like. The record is from RefSeq and is a predicted model, not a curated record. The transcript is spliced from 3 exons. NCBI's taxonomy places the organism in Eukaryota, Metazoa, Arthropoda, Insecta, Diptera, Muscidae. The coding region runs from base 1 to 645 and encodes 214 amino acids.